Molecule: messenger RNA, 1196 nt
Organism: Meloidogyne enterolobii
Lineage: Eukaryota; Metazoa; Nematoda; Chromadorea; Rhabditida; Meloidogynidae
Source: the annotation of a GenBank genome assembly
GAGGAAAAAAAUAAAGGAAUGAUCACACACAAAAACCUUCCCUUCCUUCCCCCCUUCCUUUUUUGGCUGCCUUAAUAAAGCUUUUACGCCGCCGGGUUUGGUUAAUAUUAAAUGAUGGAUUGAGGGGAGAUAAUGAAGAAAUGUCGACGACGUGGAGAGGAAAGAUUGGAGGGAAAGGAGAGAAUAAAUAUUUGUGUUGAUAAGGAAAAAAUUAAAAAAAGAGGAAAGAAAUGAGGGAAGUGGUUGGUAAAAAUUAAGAAAAAAUAUAGAUUUAUUUGGGGAAUGAGGGGAUGAUCAAAAAAAUCAUACGUCUUUUUAGGGCAAAAAUAAUGUGUAAAAAGAGGGAAAAAAGAAAAUAAAAAGAAAAAUCUUUAAGUUUUUCUGUGCGCCAAAAAGUUCUAUAAGGCGUAAAAACACCAACUUUAAGUUUUUGCGUUCUAAACAGUUGAAAUAAAAUUUUGGCGCACAGCUUAAAAAGCACAAGUUUUUAAACUGAUAAAAUAAAUUUAAAUAUUUUUAGUGAAAAAUCAGAAGUGAAUAAAUUGCCAGAAAAUGAAGAAGAAAUGAUGAUAGAAGAAGAAAAAAUGGGACGUGAAACAAAAAGGCAACUAAUAAUGACAGAAGAAGGGGCAAACUUGAGAGAUUUAAAUGGAUUUAUGGAAGAAGAUUUUAAUGAAGUUGACAGAGAGGGGGGAAUUGUUUCUCCAACAAUUACUGGAAGUCCAGAUAAAUCAGAUGAUUGUGAUGUUUUGUCAGAUCAUGACAGUAAUGGGACAACAACUGAAUUUGAAAAUGGAGAAAAGCCAUUCUUUUGUUCAUGGAAAAAUUGUCAAAAACGAUUUGCAAAUAAAUUUUUACUUAAAAAACAUCAUUUUAUCCAUACUGGAUUGAAACCACAUAUUUGCCAAUUUUGUAUGAAACCUUUCAAUCGAAAAGACAAUUUACUACGGCAUAAAAAGACCCAUUUACAAAACGGAAUGAGUUCAUCAGAAGGAAUUAAACGAAGACACAAUAUGCUUAGAGGAAUAACAGAACAAAUGGCUAUUGAAUUACAACUUUUGCCGCUUAACAGUCGGGAAGGUAGACAAAGAGGAAUUAAUAAUGAUAAUAGAAGGGCUAAAAUAGGAGGAGGAGGAACACAAAGAAUAGCUAGUAGUUCGAGUUGUAGUGAUGAAUGUGGAGGAAAUAUUAAUUAA